This is a messenger RNA of Aspergillus ibericus CBS 121593, 3144 nucleotides long. Its product is annotated as PA and RING finger domain protein. The record is from RefSeq and is a predicted model, not a curated record. NCBI's taxonomy places the organism in Eukaryota, Fungi, Ascomycota, Eurotiomycetes, Eurotiales, Aspergillaceae. The transcript is spliced from 2 exons. Bases 329 to 2944 code for a protein of 871 amino acids.
UUGCCGUCUCCAUCAUCCAUCCCCUUCUCGCUUGCUCCCUACAUACUAACCGUUCCGUCCAUGUCCCUGCGGCUCCUUUUCUUCGGUCAUCCGCUCCUGGGUGGCAUCUAGUCGUCAUUGCCUCCCUUCCCUUCCCUUUCCCUGGUUUCCUUUCGCACCUGCUUCCACCCUCCUCCUGCCCUCUCGAUGAGUGUCCGUCUUGUCGCGCUUCCUCGACCGUCUGAUUGGUCCUAAGAAUCUCGCCUGCUGCACGAAACCCAGUCUUGAGCGUUGAUCUCCCUGAGUCCCCUGAUCACUUGUCUUUUGCAUCUCUCACAGCCCUUCAACUAUGCGACCGCCGCGUUUGCUCCUGGUCGUUUUCUGCCUCAUCUUCCUUCCCAUCCUUCUCACAUUCUUCUCGGCCUUCACAUCUUCGCCUCGGGUAUCCACUCCCAGUUCGCUCGCGGGUCGAGCGUCGGGUCUGCAUGCCCUCUUCUCCUUCAACAUCCCCUCAUCUCUCUUCCCGCCCUCCGCCAUAAUCAGCCUGACCGAUGACAAUUCGACCUUUUUCUUGGCCCGACCUGCAGCGUUUGGCCCUUUGCUUCCAGACAAGGGACUGAGUGGCCAGCUGUGGAUCGGCAGCGGCUUUGGGGAACGGACGGCGGCUGGAGCAGAAGGGGAGUUGGGAUGCUCCGAUAUCCCGGGUUGGGGCGAGGGCGAUAGUCCGAAGCCGGGUACGGGCGCAGAUAGCACACCUGGGAAGUCGGGGUCGACUCCUGGAAACGAACCGACCGUCUCCCGGGGCCAUCGCCAUGCGAAUCCCCAGCCGGAUGCCGACCUCCAGCACGACCCCAGGACUAAGUCGACCCCGUUGACAAAUGACGGUACGGAUGACCAUCUCCACCACCCUCUUCCCGAGUCAGAGGUUCCCGACGCAGGGAACACGGAAAAGCAUGGGGAACAUUAUCCUAAUCGGCAAGCUGCACAUGCGGAUAUUCAAUCCUUGCAAGAAAGCGCCGAGAUCGACGGCAAAGUCGUCCUACUGAGUAGGGGCGGCUGUGGCUUCCUGGAGAAGGUCAAGUGGGUCCAGCGGCGUGGAGGAAUCGCUCUGAUUGUGGGGGACGACACUCGAGGAGGAAGCUUGGUCACCAUGUAUGCACGGGGUGACACCUCUAAUGUGACAAUUCCCGCCUUGUUCACCUCCCAUACCACGGCACAUCUGCUGUCGUCCUUGGUUCCUCCGCAAGGGGAGGAGUCGGGCGCAGACGAUGGAUUUGGACCCCACACCAAAAUUUCAGGUCACGGCAACACCGCCACAGCGACUACAUCUAUCGUUCCGUCAUCCACCUCCAGCCACAAGGCCGUGACUCAUGAGAGUGCGGUUCCUGCGAAACCAAAGGCUGGGCUCGUCCACUCCCUGCUGUCCUUUUUCGGACUUGGCAACCAUGGUGGGUCUGCCUGGUAUCCGCCGGAGGACAGUCGCCGUCCGCCAAGCAGCGGAAACAUCGACUGGAUUCUUCUGGAUCGCUGGGACGACCAGGAGCCGUCACAGGACGAUGUGGAGCGCAAAAGCUCCCGAACCAAAACUGACGGUGCAGCUGAAGACCUCAAGAAAUCCGGCGCGCAGUCGACCAGUACGGACGGCGAUGGAUUCGUUAUCGGGGUGCAAGACUGGCGAGAUCCAGACCUUGUAGUUCCGAAGGGCAGCGCCCUUCCGUCGCCGACGAGUACCACCGAAGCGGACGGUAGCAAAGUGCAGACCAGUGUCAAGGGGUCACAGCCCACGCCCGCUACCCUGAAGGGUGGCAGCAUCACUCCGGGGAGCGGGGAAUAUCGUACCGUUGAGAAAUCCAGCGUCACGAAGGAGUCAAAGACGGAAGACUCUGGUCGCAAAUCUCCGCCUGAGGAUGUGAGAAAAGAAUCCUCUUCUCAGCGGAACGGCUGGUUUGCUCGGCACUUCCUUUGGGCAACGGACGAUGAGCCCGAUUCCCACCCAAGUCCCCGGGUCCUUGGGCAGACCGCCGAGGACCAGAAACUCCACGAAGCGAUUUCUAAGAGUCGCCAGGGCGUUAAUGCAGCAGAACAUGACGGCUUGUGGGUCACAUUGACGCCAACAAGCAUGUCGACCAGUCCUUUCUUUGAUACCCUCCUCGUCCUGGUGGUCAGCCCGUUACUCACAUUGACCGUUGUCUAUGUCCUGUUGUUGCUGCGGUCUCGUAUCCGGCGGAGACGGUGGCGCGCCCCCAAGUCUCUCGUGGAUCGCCUGCCGGUACGAACCUACCAUACUAUUACGACAUCUUCCUCCGGGAGCAGCUCUCCGCGAUCCGUCAGCCCUGGUCCGGUGUCGCCGACUUCGCCAUUAUUGGGCGCCAAGAGUCGUUCGGGACGUGCUCGGUUAGAACCCCGGCCCCAGCAGAAAUCACAUACUACCGAUGUGGCGAGUGCAUCGAAAGUGUCAUCACCGAAGAAGGAAAAAUCUGGCUCGACGCUAUGGCGACGGAAGUACACCGGACGACAAGUCGAGUGCGUGGUGUGCCUGGAGGAAUAUGUCGAUGGGCAAAGCAGGGUGAUGAGUCUACCUUGUGGCCAUGAGUUCCAUGCGGAGUGCAUCACGCCUUGGCUGACGACCCGCCGGCGAACUUGUCCAAUCUGUAAAGGCGACGUGGUCCGAUCCAUGUCACAGAAUAAAGCUGUCGAGACUCACGAGUCAGGGGAGCCCCUAAUUGAAGAUGAAUACCGGCAUGACUCGGAUUCUCAUAGCUCAUCGUCGGCGCCGGUGCCGAUUGCUGGGGUGAGCGAGGACGAAACGUCGGAUCUCGAGCGCCAUGCUGGCUCCGAAACGGGCCUCGUCGAGGGACAAGCGUCGUCGGCGCCGCCGAGUUGGAGGAACUUUGCGGCUUUGAGUUACUCUGCUCUUAGUGGCGAUACGAUCUGGCAUCAGGCUCAGACGGAAGGCAACCGGUGAUGUGCGUUUCUUACAUAUAUUAUUAACCGCCCCUGUAUCCCUUGGAUGUAUGUGAUAGUGGAGGGGGUUUCGUCCUUUCCAGCGUUCUUUUCGUGAGCAGCAUUAGCGAUGUUUUGACCGUUCUUGCUUUGGCGUUUGAUGGUUGAUAAGGCAAGCACUAGCGACCAUUGGGCAAGAAUCGAUUCAAUAUCAGUUCUGUA